This is a messenger RNA of Arachis duranensis, 2079 nucleotides long. RefSeq lists its product as uncharacterized. The transcript has 3 exons. The record is from RefSeq and is a predicted model, not a curated record. Lineage: Eukaryota; Viridiplantae; Streptophyta; Magnoliopsida; Fabales; Fabaceae. The coding region runs from base 1 to 2079 and encodes 692 amino acids.
AUGGAUGAGUACCCUCUUUCUGGUCUAGAAAGUCAUCCUCGUCGUUUCAAAGCUCAUUGGUUUAAGAGUUUUUCUUGGCUAGAAUAUUCGCCAAAAGUGGAUGCUGUAUUUUGUCUUCCAUGCUAUUUAUUUUCUAGAAAAUCAAGUCCAUUCACAUCAGGAGGAUUUCGCAAUUGGAAAAAAGUGAAUAAUGGAAAGGAUUGUGCAUUUUUAUCUCAUGUGGGUAAAUCUCUUAAUUCUCCUCAUAAUAUUGCUGUUAAGUCUUGUAAAGAUUUGCUUAAUCAAUUAUGUCACAUUGACAAAGUAUUGGCUAAGCAAAGCUCACAACAAGUUUUAAGCAAUAGAUUGCGUCUUAAAGCCUCUAUUGAUACUGUCAAAUGGUUAACGUUUCAAGCUUGUGCUUUUAGGGGACAUGACGAGAGUCAUGAGUCUCAGAAUCGAGGAAAUUUUCUUGAAAUGUUAAAAUUAUUAGCUUCUUACAAUAAAGAAGUGGAUGCAAUUGUUUUGGAUAAUGCUCCUCAAAAUGCAAUAUACACAUCACCUUCUAUUCAAAAGGAAAUUCUACAUGUUUUUGCUAGAAAGGUGCAAAAUGAAAUUCGCAAUGAGAUUGGUAAUGCAAAGUUUUGUUUGAUUGUUGAUGAAGCUAGAGAUGAAUCUAGAAGAGAACAAAUGGCACUUGUUGUUAGAUUUGUUGAUAAGCAUGGAUUUGUCAAAGAAAGGCUAAUAGAUGUUGUUCAUGUCAAAGAUACUACUUCUGCUACUCUAAAACAAGAGAUUUAUUCUGCAUUAUCUCAUCACAAUCUCAACAUUCAAAAUGUUCGAGGUCAAGGGUAUGACGGAGCUAGUAAUAUGCGUGGAGAGUGGAAAGGGUUACAAGCUUUAAUUAUUCAAGAAUGUCCUUAUGCAUAUUAUGUUCAUUGCUUUGCUCAUCAAUUACAGCUAGCUCUUGUUGCUGCGGCUAAAGAAGUUGUUGAUGUUCAUGCUUUUUUCCAAAGUUUGAGUAAUAUUAUCAAUGUUGUGUGCUCUUCUUGCAAACGCAAUGAUGAAUUACGAUCUGCUUAUGCAACUGAAAUUUCCCAUUUAGUUGCAACUAAUCAAAUUGAAACAGGAAGAGGAGCAAAUCAAAUUGGCACAUUAAAAAGAUCAGGAGAUACCAGGUGGAGCUCUCACUUCAACUCAAUUUGUAGCCUUUUACGUAUGUUUGGAGCAACAACUUCAGUUCUGGAAGAUUUGGCUACUAAUGGAUCUACAUAUUCUCAACGUGGUGAUGCUACUUAUGCUCUUAAAUCUUUAUUAUCAUUUGAUUUUAUUUUCAUUUUGCAUAUGAUGAAAGAAAUCAUGGGAAUCACUGAUAAACUUUGUCAAGCAUUGCAACAAAAAUCUCAAGACAUUUUGAAUGCUAUGCAUCUAGUUUCUAGUACAAAGUCAUUGAUUCAACAGUUAAGAGAUAGUAGUUGGGGAGCACUUUUGGAGAAAGUUAGUUCUUUCUGCAAUGAUCAUGCUAUUCAGAUACCUGAUAUGGGUGCUUCUUUUAGUGACAUAAUUCGGUCUCGUCGUAAAAAGGAUGUUGUCACUGUUGAACACCACUAUCGUGUUGACAUUUUUACUAGCGUGAUAGAUUUUCAAUUGAAAGAGCUAAAUAGUAGAUUUAGUGAGCAAGCAACCGAGCUCCUCAUACUGAGUACAUCUCUAGAUCCUAAAGAUGCUUUCAAGUUAUUCAGUGUUUGCAACAUAUGCAAUCUUGUAAAGAAUUUCUAUUCUUUAGAUUUUUCUGAGCAAGAAAAGAUUCAAUUGGAUUAUGAGUUACAACAUUAUGAACUUGAUGUGGUUAAAGCUCCAGAUUUUCAGAAUUUGUCUACUCUUGCUGAAUUGUCAACAACUGAACGGGCCUUUUCAGCUAUGAAGAUUAUUAAAACAAGGCUUCGAAACAAGAUGGAAGAUGAAUUUUUAGCAGAUUGUUUUGUAUUGGUGUUUGAUUACGUAACUGUGGCUUUGGUUUUGAUUCACAUUGAGAACUCGAUGAAUUUGAUGUGCUAUAUAUGUUGCGACUGGCAAAUUCAGAUUGUGUGGAAACGAUGA